Vicia villosa (hairy vetch) is the source of this 519-nucleotide messenger RNA. RefSeq lists its product as uncharacterized. NCBI's taxonomy places the organism in Eukaryota, Viridiplantae, Streptophyta, Magnoliopsida, Fabales, Fabaceae. The coding region runs from base 1 to 519 and encodes 172 amino acids. The transcript has 2 exons. The record is from RefSeq and is a predicted model, not a curated record.
AUGGUUAGUAGAUGGGAGAUCGAGAAAUUUUCUGGAAACGACGACUUCGGGUUGUGGAAAAUUAAGAUGCAAGUAAUUUUAAUUCAAGAGAUGUGUAUUGAUGCUUUGAAGAAUGAAGCAUUUAUGCUUGCAAGGCUUACACAGGUACAAAACACCGAGAUGUUGGAUAAGUCUUUGGCUCACAGGUUGUAUCUGAAACAACAACUCUAUUCAUUCCGAAUGGGGGAGAAAAAAUCCAUAAUUGAGCAACUUAUGGAAUUUCACAAGAUUAUCGAUGAUCUUAAGAAUAUUGAAAUGAAUAUUGAUGAUGAGGACAACGCUUUGCUCCUAUUGAGUUCAUUACCUAGAUCCUUUGAGCACUUUAAGGAUGCCCUUCUUUAUGGUAAUGAAGAUACUAUUAUUUUGGAUGAAGUCCAGACGGUGAUGAAAUCCAAAGAAUUUUCAAAGUUGAAAGAUUUGAAGAUUGAAGAUAGUGGUGAAGGCUUAAAUGUGUCAAGAGGAGGAGGUGAACGUAAAUGA